AUGGGACCAGCCUCCGACGACAAACCCAAGGCGGAGACGGCCGCUCGGGUUCUUCACUGCCACGGCGAGGACUCCACAAGCCAACUCCUCCAGCGGUUCUGGGAGCUGGACGAGAUUCGAGAACGGGCUCCAAUGUCACAAGAAGAGGAAAAGUGUGAGCGUCACUUCCUUGACACCCAUGCUCGAGAUCCAUCGGGACGCUACGUGGUGCGCCUUCCCUUCGUAAAGGACCCGCGGACUGCGCUGAAGUCCAACAGGACGACGGCGUUGAAACUCCUCUUCAAUUGUGAACGACGCCUAUCCUCGGAUGCUACGCUGAAAGAGCAGUAUCGAAAUUUUAUGAUGGAGUACCUGACUUUACAGCACAUGCAGGGUGCACCCGAAGAAGCGGAUAAAGGGCCUGCGUAUUACCUGCCACACCACGCCGUACGCAAGCGUCACGAUCCUUCUGCCAAGUUACGGGUCGUUUUUAAUGCUUCUUUUUGUACAGCCACGGGCCAAUCGCUAAACGACUGCCUCGCCACUGGUCAGAAGCUCCAGGCUGACCUAUGGAUGGUAUUGACCCGCUGGCGACUUUUUCGGGUCGUAUUCACCACGGACAUUGCCAAGAUGUUCAGACAGAUCCGAGUCCAUUCAGAGGAUACUAAGUGGCAAAGCAUCCUUUGGCGCGCCACUCCCGACGAACGAGUGCAGGACUUUCGGCUUACAACGGUGACGUAUGGCACGGCGUGUGCGCCUUUCCUAGCUUUACGGGUACUUGCCCAGCUGGCGAACGACGAAAGCAGCCGAUUUCCCCGAGGAGCUUCGGUGGUGCGUCGACACACUUAUGUCGAUGAUAUUCUCACCGGGGCGGAUGAUGUCAGCGAGACCCUGGCUUUGAAAAGAGAAGUGGUGGCAAUUUUCAAAGCUGGCGGUUUCGAACUAAGCAAAUGGGCAUCUAACAUACCGGAAAUUCAAGAAGCCGACUCUUCUAAUACGCGCCUGUUUCAGGAAUGGUCCGGCAUCAGCACACUAGGCGUGAACUGGAAUCCUAGGGAUGAUGCCUUCUCCCUGCGAGUCGCAGCCGCUGAGCUGGUGAGAGAAUGCACCACCAAGAGGUCUAUCCUUUCGGAAAUCGCAGGCCUCUUCGACCCACUGGGCUGGGCGGCGCCGGUCCUAGUCGUGGCCAAGAUUUUAAUGCAGGACCUCUGGAUCCUUGGAGCGGACUGGGAUCAGCAAUUGCCAGAGAACGUCUGCACUAUGUGGCAGCGCUUCAGAGGCUCCUUGCAGCAAUUGGAUACCCUGAAGAUCCCACGCUGGACAUUUGCCUCAUCAGAGCCGUCCACCCAGAUGGAACUUCACGGUUUUUGUGACGCCUCGCAGCGAGCUUAUGCGGCAGCGGUGUACCUGCGGGUCAAUAACAAUGGGUCGGUAACGACCUCGCUUUUGGUCGCAAAAACUAAGGUGGCCCCGGUAAAGACUAUAACAAUUCCGAAGUUGGAACUGUGUGGAGCCACCUUGUUAUCUAAAUUAUUGAUUCGGGUCAAAGAAGGCAUUAAUAUGUCUGGCCCGACCAUCGCGUGGACGGAUUCAAGUGUAACCUUACACUGGAUCCGCGGCCAUGCAUCUCAAUGGAAACCCUUCGUUGCCCAUCGAGUCUCCGAUAUCCAGCACGAGAUACCGGCGGACAAUUGGCGGCACAUCCGCUCUCCGGACAAUCCAGCGGACUUGGCAACCCGAGGAAUGAGCCCAGCCGAGCUCGUCGACUCCGAUAUCUGGUGGCACGGGCCGAAAUGGUUGACGGAACAGCCUGAAUUCUGGCCGGCGACCUUUCCGGAGUCCAACGAGGGAAUAGAGGCAGAGAGAAGAGGAGCCACGGUACACGUCGUCAAGGAGAAAUUCGGAGAAAACUUCCUGUGCCGCUUCUCCUCCCUCUCGCACCUUUUAUCUGUUAUUGCCCAGUGUUUCAGGUUUGCCAGUCUAAGCCGAGGGCAGCCUUGCGAGAAGGGUUUUGUUAAAGCAGCGGAGCGCACCCACGCCUUCCUAGCAGUUCUGAGAUUCUCUCAACACACCAGUUUCCUGGAGGAGAUUGAACAACUGCAACGGCACGGCGAGCUACGCAAAGCUUCACCCCUUUCUCCGUGUCGACCUUUCUUAGACGACCAGGGCUUGCUAAGGCUCGGAGGGCGCUUAGAAAACGCGGCUCUGCCGUACAAUGAGAAACAUCCUUACCUUGUGUCGAAGAGAUGUCCGUUGGCCAGGCUUCUGAUACGGGACGCACAUUACCGCACGCUCCAUGGAGGUCCACAGCUUACUCGCAGCCAUCUCAUGAGAAGAGUCUGGAUCGUCCGAGGCCGCUCACUGGUUCGAUCCGAAAUCGCCGCCUGCGUCACGUGCGCCCGGUUCAGCGGACGUAGAGCUGGACAACUGAUGGGACAACUUCCACAGGAGCGCACUGCAGCACAGAGGGCCUUUUUAACCACCGGCGUGGAUUAUGCGGGCCCGAUUAAGCUACGUACCUCGCCCGGGCGUGGCCACAAAGCCUACAAAGGCUACAUCGCCCUCUUCGUGUGCCUGUCUACCAGGGCAAUACAUUUGGAAGCGGUGUCAGAUCUAACCUCAGCUUCCUUUCUUGCAGCCUUCCGUCGCUUUGUGGGCAGGCGAGGACAUUGCGCCACUCUGUUUAGCGACAAUGGAACGGUAUUCCAGGGAGCAGACAGAGAGCUCCGCACUAUGUUCCGCCAGUCUACUUUAUUCUACCAGGAGGCAGCCGCAUCCCUGGCAUUAGACGGCACCAGCUGGCAGUUCAUUCCCCCUUAUGCGCCGCAUUUUGGUGGCCUGUGGGAGGCAGGGGUAAAAUCCGUAAAGCACCAUCUACGGAGAGUGAUCGGUGAUUCCACACUUACCUUCGAGGAACUGACGACUCUCCUCUGUCAAAUAGAGGCGUGCCUAAACUCGAGGCCACUGUACGCACUAUCAGAGGACCCUUCGGAGCUGGCCGCCUUGACACCGGGUCACUUCUUGAUAGGGGAACCAACCACCGUCCCCCCAGAGCCAGAAGAACCAUGCACUGCACUUCACACACGCUGGCGGUUAAUCUCACAAAUGCGAGCACAAUUCUGGAAAAGAUGGAGACGCGAAUACUUACAGCAUCUCCAACAGUUUCCGAAGUGGCGUCGUUACCGGGAGAAUUUGGAAAUCGGCAGCCUGGCGCUUAUCCGGGACGACUUACAGCCACCAGCAAAGUGGUAG
This is a messenger RNA of Osmia lignaria (orchard mason bee), 3231 nucleotides long. The record is from RefSeq and is a predicted model, not a curated record. Lineage: Eukaryota; Metazoa; Arthropoda; Insecta; Hymenoptera; Megachilidae.